AUGCACUCAAUCAGUCUAAUCCUUCAAACCCUUGCGGUAGUACUUUUAUUGCCUUUUACUAUGGCUGCUCCUGCACCUGAUUCGAUUUUCUUACAACAAUCAUCCACCUUUAAACCACUUGGAUGUUCAACGACUUUCCACCCUACAUCAAUCUUACGUCAAGUACCUUCACCUUUUGCUUGUUUCUCAAGAUGUUCAGAUAAACAAGUAGCCGCUUACUCACAACUACAAUCUGGUGUUUUAUGCGCUUGUGGUGGUGAAGAUAUGUUGGAAGAUGUAGGUCAAGAUAGAUGUAGAGAUAAUACUUGGUAUUUAUUCUCAAACGGUGAAUUAGAAUCUACGUCUACUUCUACUUCAGAUUUAACAAUUCAGGAAACAGCAUCUUCCUCUCUCAAGAAGAGAGAUAGAUUAAUGCCUUUCAUGUUGAUGAGGAAAAAGGCAAUUGAGAAACAAAAAAAAUCUCAAUAA
This is a messenger RNA of Kwoniella shivajii, 468 nucleotides long. RefSeq lists its product as uncharacterized. NCBI's taxonomy places the organism in Eukaryota, Fungi, Basidiomycota, Tremellomycetes, Tremellales, Cryptococcaceae. Bases 1 to 468 code for a protein of 155 amino acids. The transcript is spliced from 3 exons. The record is from RefSeq and is a predicted model, not a curated record.